AUGGCCUGGAACUUCUUCUGCAAGGCGAAGAUGUCUGUUGCGGGCAAGCAUGUGCUCAUCACGGGCGGCUCCCAGGGCCUGGGGCUUGCCUUUGCAAAGCUUUGCUUCACUCGGGGCGCAAGAGUGACGAUCGUCUCCCGCACAAAAGCAAAGCUUGAGCAAGCUUGUGAUGAGAUUCGGAGUCAGAGCUCUGCGGCAGGAGGCAAGGUCCAAUACCUGGAGAUGGACGUUUCCAACAUGAAAUGCAUCAACUUCUCUCAGCUCAUGGGUCGUGCCGCUGACACCUUCGGGCGCGUGGACGUGGUGGUGGCCAAUGCUGGCACAGGUGUUGCGAAGCUGCUGAUUGGGCCCGAGCUGAGUGACCUCGAUGAGUUGAUGGAGGCGCAGAUCUCAACCAAUCUCUUAGGCAGCCUGCGAUGCGCGAUAGCUGCUGGGCAGGUGAUGGCCAGUGAUGGACAAGGAGGCCGAAUUUGCAUCGUGUCUUCCGCGGCGGGCUUGAUUUCCUUGCCAGGCUAUUCCAUCUACUCGGCCACCAAGUUUGGACAUCGAGGUUUCCUGGCCGGUGCAUAUCACGAGCUGCGCCGACACGGAGUCCACCUGUCAGUUUACUACCCGGGAAGUAUCAACACUCCGGGCUUCUUGGAAGAGAAGAGACAAAUGCCGCCGGUCACCCUGAGGAUUGAGUCGCAGUGCUCCGAUGUUUCAAGUCCAGAAAGUGUGGCGGCCAUGAUGCUUAGCGGGAUUGAGCGCGGGACACGGGAGAUCACCAACGAGUUGUUACCAUCCUUGGUGGUGGAUUCGCCGACAGGCUGCGCGCCCGUGGAUGCGAUCGUCGCAGCAGUAACGCAGUUGAUCCGCGCCGGCUGGUCUCAGUAUUUGCACUUGAUGGCGAAGUGGUACGUUCCCAACCUGGUUCGGCAGGGCGACUGA
Symbiodinium natans is the source of this 930-nucleotide messenger RNA. The record is from the annotation of a GenBank genome assembly. Lineage: Eukaryota; Dinophyceae; Suessiales; Symbiodiniaceae.